Cherax quadricarinatus is the source of this 443-nucleotide messenger RNA. The record is from RefSeq and is a predicted model, not a curated record. Lineage: Eukaryota; Metazoa; Arthropoda; Malacostraca; Decapoda; Parastacidae.
GACUAUGGCAGGUCAUGGCAGUUGGCGUCCUGUACAAUGUGUACCUGUUGUGCUAAUGACCUAGUUUACUGAAGCACCUUCAGCAGCAGAGGUCAUGGCAAAGCGACCACUGACCUGGUCGGAUUCAGGCAUCUGAGUUUCAGUUGCAUCUGUGUGUAUAAACACCUGAGAGUUUGUUUUACAUCUUAUAAUAGAUACUGCUGCAUCUUUGAUGUUAGUGUCCAUGUGGACAGCGUCCACAUGACCUUGGUAUUGUCUUCGUGAAUAUUUCAACAUAAAGUGAAGGAUGAGAGAGAAGGGAAUUAAGCGUGUCAACCGGCCCAAGAUCAACAGACUACCACUGUCAAGGGCUCAGCACUACACCAGUGGGUUAAAUAUACCUGAAGAAAACUGUGAGGAUGAAGUUGACAGCUGCACCACUACUCAAGAUGAGAUCAAGCCAG